Lucilia cuprina (Australian sheep blowfly) is the source of this 841-nucleotide messenger RNA. RefSeq names its product brachyurin-like. The transcript has a single exon. Bases 1 to 834 code for a protein of 277 amino acids. Gene Ontology annotation, molecular function: serine-type endopeptidase activity. Lineage: Eukaryota; Metazoa; Arthropoda; Insecta; Diptera; Calliphoridae. The record is from RefSeq and is a predicted model, not a curated record. Gene Ontology annotation, biological process: proteolysis.
AUGAAAUAUUUGUAUUUGCAAUUAAUUGCAUUGGGUUUGUGCACAGCAGUUGCAACGAAUGACUUAGUUCAACCACUCAUCUGCUUGGAGGAAUUAGGUCUACGUAUUGUUAAUGGCAGUCCUGCUCAACCAAAACAGAUUCCCUAUCAAGUUGGCUUGAUUUUGGAUAUUGGCGAAGACACCUAUUGGUGUGGAGGCUCUUUAAUUUCCAACUAUUAUGUGGUAACUGCUGGUCAUUGUGCCAAGGGUGCCAGUAAAAUUAUCGUUAUUCUGGGUGCCAAUGAUAUAGAUAAUCCAUAUGAAGUGGGCCAAAUAAGGAUUACAGUCUAUGCAGCUGGCAUUACUGUGCACGAGAAUUAUGAUGAAGCAACGCUGAAAAAUGAUAUUGCUCUUAUUAGAUUGCCUGAACCGGUUGUCUACAAUGAUUAUAUAAAGAAUAUUAAAUUGCCGAAACUUCUUGGACCACAUGACAGUUAUGCAGGAAAAAUGGCCCAAAUUUCCGGUUGGGGCAAAACAAGUAGCUUGGCGUCUGGUAUUACGAAUAUACUUCGUUAUGCGGAUGUCUGUGUCCAGCCAAAUUUCAUUUGUGACAUAGAAUAUUUAGGUGCAAUUACUGCAUCUAAUAUAUGUACGCAUAGCAUACUAUUAAAAGCCACAUGCAAUGGAGACUCUGGUGGUCCAUUGGCAUAUUAUGUGGACGAUCAUUAUGAGUUAAUUGGUAUUGUAUCAUUUGGUUUUGUACUUGGCUGUGAUUUGGGCUGGUCAUCUGGUUUUACCCGUGUAACAUCAUUUCUAGAAUGGAUAUAUUUGAAAACGGGAAUUGCUUACACUUAAAGAACAA